Molecule: messenger RNA, 4153 nt
Organism: Mauremys mutica (yellowpond turtle)
Lineage: Eukaryota; Metazoa; Chordata; Testudines; Geoemydidae
Gene: NPAS4
Product: neuronal PAS domain protein 4
Exons: 8
Coding region: 213-2429 (738 amino acids)
Biological process (GO): regulation of transcription by RNA polymerase II
Molecular function (GO): DNA-binding transcription factor activity, RNA polymerase II-specific; RNA polymerase II transcription regulatory region sequence-specific DNA binding; protein dimerization activity
Source: RefSeq, a predicted model, not a curated record
GCAGCUUCCCAACCAUGUCUCUCCAUUGAUCUGAGCAAAUCUUCCCGCCCCACUUUCCUUGCCAUGCCAGUGCCCACACUCCCAGCAGCCUAUAAAAGCCGGGAUGCAGGCUGAGGCUCUCAACCAGAUCUGCCGGCAGGAAUCUGGGAGCCACACAGCCAGCCAGACGGACCGACCGACCGCCGCCAAGCGCCGAGCGUGGAGAAGCCCAGAUGUACCGCUCCACCAAGGGCGCCUCCAAGGCGCGGCGGGACCAGAUCAACGCCGAGAUCCGCAAUCUCAAGGAGCUGCUGCCCAUCCCGGAAGGGGACAAAGUCCGGCUCUCCUACCUGCACAUCAUGUCGCUGGCGUGUAUCUACACCCGCAAGUCCAUCUUCUUCGCCAAAGGUGCCCUGGGAGGGCUGGAGAGCCUGCUGUCAGCCCAGGACCUGGAAGAGUUCGUGCAGACGCUCCCGGGCUUCCUCCUGGCGUUCACCGGCGAAGGGAAGCUGAUCUACGUCUCGGAGAACGUAGCCGAGCACCUGGGACAUUCGAUGGUGGACCUGGUAGCCCAAGGAGACAGUAUUUAUGACAUCAUUGAUCCCACCGACCACUUUGUGAUGAGGAAUCAGCUGGCGCUGCCCUCCCCGACUGAUACAGACCGAUUGUUCCGGUGCCAUUUCAACACCUCCAAAACCGUGCGGCGCCAGAGCACGGGGAACAAGCUGGUGCUAAUCCGAGGCCGCUUCCACCAGCCACCACCCGGCUCCUACUGGUCCACCAACCCCGUCUUCAUGGCCUUCUGCACCCCGCUAGAGCCCAAGCCACGGCUCAGCCACAAUUCACUCUUCCUGGCGUCCUUCGAGAGCCGGCACACCAAGGACCUGGCCAUCCUGGAUAUCUCAGAGAGUGUUAUCUUCCAUCUGGGCUUUGAGAAGAGUGAGCUCCUAUGCCGGUCAUGGUACAGCCUGAUGCACCCAGAGGACUUGAGCCACGCCUCAGCCCAGCAUUGCCACCUGUUGGGCGAUGCUGGUGAGCCCCAGGUGGAAAUGGUCGUCCGACUCCAGACCAAGAAUGGUGUCAGCUGGGUUUGGAUCUACUCCCUGGCACGCAUGGAGAGUGCUGAGAUCCCCAUCACCUGCCACAACUACAUCAUUAGUGACUCGGAAGCCUGGUGCUUGCGUCAGCAGCUGGCCUCGGAGGAGCCGCAGGUGGCCUACGUGCUAAGUGCCGCGCCGGCCUACUCUGAGGGGCUGCUGUCCCCGGCGCAGCUCUCCAGCCCCGACCAGGUCUUCACGCCCCUGUCCGGCACACCCACCGGUGCCGCCCCAGUGCCCUCCUUUGAUUUCGCCAGCCUGGAGUAUGCAGAGGGCACCAGCCUGAGCCACGAGGGACCAUCGAUGGCCAUGGAGCUGGGCAAUCUCUCCUCCAUGGAGGAGGCCCCCAGCGCCACCCAGGGCCAGCCAGGCAAAGACACUGAGUUCAGCUACGUGUUCUUCCCCACUGCCUACGAGCCAGCCUUCCGGAGGGACAACCCAGGUGGCUCUUCCAAGGACUUUGUCUGCACGCCUCCCUACACGCCCCACCAGGGCUGCACCUUCAUGUUCGGGACCCAGGAGUCCUACCCUCCCACCACAGCCACCUCUCCUCCCACCACCACUUCCUCCGAGCUCCUCUACCCUCCGGAGAACUGCAGUGCUCUCUAUGAGAAGUUGCCGCCCACUCCUGACAGCCCCGGUAAUGGGGAUUGCACCGUCAUGACGCUGCCGGAGGUCAGAGCCCCCCUCUAUAUUGAUGUGCCCAUGGUGCCCGAGGGGGUGCUCACCCCGGAGGCCUCACCUAUCAAACAAACCUUCUUCAGAUAUUCUGAAAAAGAAAAGACUGAGAUUGACCUGCUGGCCAGGCACAUCAGCAGCUUGGCUGAAGACUUCAGCUCCUUCCACUCCACGGAGCUCUCCCUCCAGGCAAAGCAAGGCCAGGUCAGCCGCAGCUCCUCUUUGCCGGCCAGCAUGCCCAGCCCCUGCCUGGACUUCCAGCCUCUCAAGAGCUGGAGGAGCAUUGACUUCUCCUUCCUCUCCUGCCCCGAGGAGAGCCUCCUGGAAGAGGACACCAUGGAGAACCUUCUCCAGGACCUGUCCACCUCUCUGUUCGAGAAGAGUGGCGCCGGUGUCCGGUGCCCCCUCCACCACCACUUCUGUGGUGGGAACGUCAGUAGUCCACUAAGCUUGGACGCCGAAGAGAGCGGCAGUGGGACCUUGGCUCCCUCGCCCUCCACGGACCUGUCUCCAGAAGAGCAGUGCUUUCUGGAAGAACUGGCCUCCUAUGAAACAGUCUUUGAGACAUGUGCCUCAAGGUCGCCCUGUGAUGGGUUAGAUGAGUUGUAUCAACUCCAGAGCCACCUGCAAGACAGCUUCCAUGAAGAUGGAAGCGAAAGUGACCCUUCGUUCUGAAAUAAGUCUGUGACUUACUUCACCAAGUAUGGCAUAUUGUCAUAUUUUGAGGAGCUUCUUCCACCUAUACUCGAGCUGAGACCUGACUCCGUGCACAUCCGGAGGGGGCGCCAGGCUGGGCAUCCCUGGGGUGAGCUUUGGGUGAAGAACUAGCAUUUUUAUAACCCCCCCCCAAAAAAAAGACCACCAUCGUGCUGUCGAAGCUAGAGUUGCCAACCAGAGCUCUUGAAAGGACCAUUGUACGUGGCUUUACACAUAGAACUGUAUUCACUCGUAGUGAGUAUAUGUAUGUAAUUUAAUAAGAAAUACUACGGUCGCCUCUCCCCAAGGCCUGCCCCCCACGUGCAUUCAACCCAGUGUUGGAACAAGGCACGGGGGGGCCUGGCUUUGGCCUCCCCACCCCCUGAACCCCUAGAGAAUGGUGGGCGUAGGUGGUAUCUAACCUACCGCAGUAAGGGCCCAUGGCUGUUCAGGCGUUUUUUGGCAAUUGCAUUUCUGUUCCUGACCAAAAAAAAAAAAUCCCUAGAUUCAACUGGCCCAGCUCUGAUUUUUCUCAGAGCUGCCAGGGCAAAAUACAGUGUUUGUGGCUACGUCCAUUUCACCAUGAGGCUUCUGCUGGGAUUCUAGACUGGGCCUGUCAAAGCUGGCUUAAUCACAGUCUCUUGCACAGGGGCAGCUGAACAAUGCAUAAAAGGCAAAUGUUUAAGUGGGGAGGGUGAUUGACAAAUGGCCUGGGGAUGUGAUGGACUCUCCAUCAUGUGGGCUGUAAACCCAGAUUGGGUGACUCUCUCUCUAGCCUGACCACAAAUCACUGGACUCAGUGCUCGGGUAAUGGGGUGAAAUUCUCCAGCCUGUGUUAUCCAUGUCAGACAGGAUCUGGGCCUAAGAAGUCAUUACCCGAAGGGACUGACAUUCCAGCCUCUGGUCCAGUUUUGAGACUCUCAGCGUUGAGUGAAAUCGUUGUUCAGCAGGAGUCAUUUGAAUUGUUGUUUCAUUUUGAAAUGUCACCCAUGAAUGUUAACUCACCCUGGCUGGAAUAAUCCCCUGCAAGCAUUUUCCAGAUCAGAGCUUAACAUUGUCACCAGAGUGAGCUACUCGGAAUGAUUCCUGGCACCAAAACCACCCCUCUCCCCCACCUGGGGCGGGCGGGGCGGGGUGAAAUAUACCAGUGUAGAACAGAAAUGUUUAUAGAUAUAAAUAUAUAGAGAUCUUUAAUUUUUUUAAAAACCACAAGAAUGAUUUUCUAACUUCUCCAGAGUGGGAUCCUGAGUUGGGCGCAGUCUCUGUGCCAUGACAGGGAUAUAUUGUGAGACAUCAGGAUCCAUGGGUCCCCCCCCCUUUUCCUUUCUUUUUGGGGUGUUGAUAAAAAAAAUAAACAAAUGUUAAGAUGUGACGCCCAGAGAGGCGCCAUUGUCGCUAACCGUAGAGUUGUCUACGCUCAAGUAUCAGGAUUGAAUCCUCUAACUCUUUACCAAUUCGCACAUUGCCGAAAUGUGGAGUAUUGUAAGACACAUGUAUAUUUGUAAAGGAAAACGACGGGAUUUCUUUUUUUAAAACAAAAAAGAUCAUUGUGUCCAUCGCUGUACAUAUAUCUCUAUAUUAUAUAUAUGGAUCAUUGUGCACCAGGUCAUGGACAACGUGGAGUCGUUCUUCGGUGUGUGUCGCUGUGAGUGCAUUUGUAAUGCCAAAAUCUUUGUAAUAAAACUGAAAUUAACAAAAGUGAC